This is a messenger RNA of Cynocephalus volans (Philippine flying lemur), 2032 nucleotides long. It is a transcript of the gene DFFB, whose product is annotated as DNA fragmentation factor subunit beta. The record is from RefSeq and is a predicted model, not a curated record. Gene Ontology annotation, biological process: apoptotic DNA fragmentation; apoptotic process. Gene Ontology annotation, molecular function: DNA endonuclease activity. Gene Ontology annotation, cellular component: nucleus; cytoplasm. NCBI's taxonomy places the organism in Eukaryota, Metazoa, Chordata, Mammalia, Dermoptera, Cynocephalidae. The transcript is spliced from 7 exons. Bases 32 to 1087 code for a protein of 351 amino acids.
ACGACCAGUGGCCGGGCCACAGGCCUCGAGGAUGUCCGCGGUGUUCCGGAAGCCCAAGGCCGUGAAGCUGCGGGCGCUGCGUAGGCCGGGGAAGUUCGGGGUGGCGGGCAGAAGCUGCCGCGAGCUGCUGCGCAAGGGCUGCCACCUCCUGCAGCUCCCUGUGCCUGGCUCCCGGCUGUGCCUGUACGAGGAUGGGACGGAGGUGACUGAAGACUACUUCCCCAGCAUCCCUGACAACGCUGAGCUCGUGCUGCUCACAGAGGGCCAGACCUGGCAGGGCUAUGCGAGUGACAUCGGUCGCUUCCUCAGUGUGUUUCACGAGCUGCACGAGGGGCUCAUCCAGGCCGCCCAGCAGCUGCUGUGCGAUGAGCAGGCCCCGCUACGGCAGAAGCUACUGGCUGACCUCCUGCACACCGUCAGCCAGAACAUUGCUGCAGAGACCCGGGCCCAGGACGCCCCCUGGUUUGAAGGCUUGGAGUCCCGCUUUAAGAAUAAGUGCAGCUAUAUGAGAUAUAGCUGUGAGAGCCGGAUCCGGAGUUACUUGAGAGAGGUGAGCUCUUACACAUCGAUGAUGAGUGCAGAAGCCCAAGAGGAAUAUACGCGGGUCCUCGGCUGCAUGGGCCAGAAGCUCAAGUAUGUGCAGUACAACGGCAGCUACUUCGACAGAGGCGCUGAGGCUGGCGACCGUCUCUGCACACCUGAAGGCUGGUUCUCCUGCCAGGGUCCCUUCGACAAGGACGCCUGCGUGUCGAGGCACUCCAUCAACCCAUACAGCAACAGGGAGAGCCGGAUCCUCUUCAGCACGUGGAACCUGGAUCACAUAAUAGAAAAGAAACGCACCAUCGUCCCCACGCUGGCGGAAGCAAUUAGGGAACGAGAUGGAAGAGAAGUAGACUGGGAGUAUUUUUACAGCCUGCUCUUUACAUCAGAGAACCUGAAGUUGGUGCACAUUGCCUGCCACACGAAGACCACCCACAAGUGCAACUGUGACCCGACCAGAAUCUACAAGCCCCAGACCAGGGCAAAGAAGCGGCGGCCUGCUCGGAAAUGCCAGCGCCGCGCAUGCACUGCCUUUGCACCCCUGUGAUGGCCCCACAGGGUGCGUGUGAUUGUAACAGGUGCUAGUUUCCUUUCCUUGUAACUCCAGUAGUCUCUAGAAAAAUUAAGAAAAAAUGUUUCCUACAAAUCUGAUUUCAGUCCAUUUCUGAGUCUGUUUUCUAUACCUCUGACAGCCCAACUUCCAGAGAACAGCUUUGGGGUACUCACAGACUUCUGUGGGUCCCUGGUCAUACGGGUUGGUAGGGACAGGGAAUUGUCUUUGAGCUCGGGGAUUUCUCCAUUCUCUACUUUUCCAGUACUUUGUAUGUUCAUGUAGUGUGGUCUCCAUACUAAAACGGUGCCGUGGCCAAGGGACAAGUUGUUUAUCCAUCAGCUCUCUGUUGAGUCUCUGUUUCCACGAUAAAUGGCCAGCCCCAUCCUCUGACUCUUCUAAAUGCCCAAAAGAGAGGUGUCACACUUUUAAAGUAAAAUGUUUCUAACUCUGUAAAAAAUGUACAAGGACAUUCACUGCUGAAUUGUUUAUACUGUCAGAAAGUGAGAAGCCCUCCAAAUGUCUGUCAGCAGGGGAAGAGCUGAUAGUGGCUUUAUGUUGAACAAUAUGAAAUUGCUGUUUUUGUAGAUCACAAAUGGUCAUAUAUUAAUUUCAUGAUUCAACCUAAUAUAGCUACAUAAUGCAAAACUGUAUAGCAGUUUUAAGCGUUCAUGAGAUACGUGUUUAUGUUAAAUGCACAGGAUGCUUAACUCUGCAGAGUGUGACCCUUUGUUUUAUGAAAGGGUGGUGUGCACGCCUUCCCCGUGUGCAGUGUGUGCAGAGUGUGCAGCAGGCAUGCCAAGCGGGGAGCAGCAGCAAUGGUGGGGCCAGGCGGGAUUGCAUUAUGGUGGACUCAUUUUCUUAAUCAUGUACUUUAUAAUUACUUGAGUUUUUUGAAAUGAGCAUUUAAAGUGUACUUUUUAAAAAGUCAUACGUUUUAUA